Seriola aureovittata is the source of this 2867-nucleotide messenger RNA. RefSeq names its product HPS1 biogenesis of lysosomal organelles complex 3 subunit 1 (gene hps1). The transcript is spliced from 18 exons. The coding region runs from base 418 to 2463 and encodes 681 amino acids. Gene Ontology annotation, molecular function: guanyl-nucleotide exchange factor activity. Gene Ontology annotation, cellular component: BLOC-3 complex. Gene Ontology annotation, biological process: melanosome assembly; vesicle-mediated transport. The record is from RefSeq and is a predicted model, not a curated record. NCBI's taxonomy places the organism in Eukaryota, Metazoa, Chordata, Actinopteri, Carangiformes, Carangidae.
AGGGUGGGCGAUCGAGCCACUGUAGAGAGAGCAGUCACUUACUUCCGAACGCUUACCCAGGAGCAGCCUCUCACGCGGCGCUCCUCCGCAGCCCGGUGGCUCCGUCUGUUUCCAGAUCAGCACAGUUACGAGUCCUGCUGAUGUCACAUGACGCACACUCGUGUUGUGUCGUGCGGAGCCGCAGACUGAGCGGAAGGAAGCGGAGGACACAAGCCGCCGCGAUGAAAACGUCCAUGAGCUGAAGGGAACUACGGCUUUUAGAGGAGACACACACACGCGCGCACACACACACACACAGACACCAGAGCGAGAUGCUGGGAUCGUCCGGCGCAGGAAACACGGACAUGAUGCGUGUGGAGUGCUUGGAAUAAAUAGGACACCCCAGUAAAGCAGGACAGGAGUGCAUCUGUGGUCCAGAUGAAGUGCUUGCUGAUAGCCAGUGAGAGCGCCGAGGUCCUCUUCCACUGGACUGACCCAGAAUUUCAGCAGAAUAUCCAGGCGCAGUAUGGGGCGUCUCAAGAGGAGGGCCAGGGGCUUCCAGCCUUCGAGGACAGCAUCAGCACUCUGUUUGCUCCCAUCAUUAUCUCCUGCAGCACCAUGGUGGACAGGCUGGGCGACAGCUACACCUCCUUCACCACAGAAAACAACCACAUCUAUGUUCUUCACCAGUUUGAUGAGUGUCUCUACAUUGCUGUGAAUGGAGAUGGCGAGGAGGGAGAGGAUGAUCUGAGGAGGAAGAUCUACGUAAUGAAGAAGAUUAUUGAGGUCCUGUUUGGAAUGGUCACCCUCAGCAGUAACCUCCUCAGGAGAGAACUGCGCCCUCAGGACACGGAGCAAAGAGCGAGGCUGUGGAAGCAUCUCCAGAGCCUCCUGGAGACCUACAGCCACCUCCGAGAGAACGACCAGAGCUUCUUAGUGGAGGCAGUGGAGAGGCUGAUCCACCCCACACUGUGUGAGCAGUGCAUCGAGUUCCUGGAGCGCCGUUUAGUUCAGCAGCUCAACAGCAGUGUAGAAAGAGCGAGAGAGGAGGUGCUGCAUGCCUUCAUCCUGGUUCACACCAAACUGCUCGCCUUCUACUCCAGCCGCAAUGCGAGCACACUCGCCACCUCAGACCUGCUGGCCCUCAUCAUCAUGGCACAGAACAUGUAUCCUAGCAACACAGACCUGGAUGAUCCGGGUCCUGAGGAUGUUGAGAGUACGUCAGGUUCUGGUCAUGAAAGUUUUUACACCCCAGAGCCGUCCCCUACAGACAGAGACUCGAGCAGUUCAGACAAGCCAGAGAGAGGAAGUACCCCAGUGUUUGAGUUUAUGGACCCAGACAUCCAGAUGGCAGAGGACAGCUUGCAGACCCUGGAAGUUCCUCCUCCUGACCCAUCAACCCCUCGCAGAGUCUUCUUAGAGAUCUCAGGCAAAGAUGGGCUCUAUCCCAUGAUGCCUCACUCCAUGUACUGUCUGCCACUGUGGCCUGGUAUCACGCUGGUGCUGCUAACAAAGAUUCCCACCAAUAACGUAGCCGCGUCAGUGUAUAAGUAUUUGGAGGCGUUCGCCAAGCUGGAGAAGCGUUUAAGUGAAGGCCAAGAAGGUUCUGCAGCUACGAGAGGCGCGCUGACGAUACACGACAUCCGCAGCAAACUGGAUAAAUUCAUUAAAGCCCUGGGACCUAGUGACUUACAGUCUGCACAGUUACAAAAUGUCUGGACAGAGUUCAAGAACCGAGCCUUUGCCAGAGGAGGAACGGGAUUCAACAAAGAUCUUAUCCCGUGGUGCAAGAAUAUGAAGACCCAGCUGUGUGGAAUAUACCGACAGUGUUUUCUUAUUGACUCGGGACCAGGCGACAUUCCUCAACGUCUCUCCCCGGGUUUGCAGGAACGGGCCCAGACCAUGGUGCAAGAGAAACUGAUGGACUGGAAGGAUUUCCUGUUGGUGAAAAGCAGGAGGAAUAUCACCAUGGUGUCUUACCUGGAGGACUUCCCUGGCCUCAUCCAUUUUAUCUGUGUGGACCGAUCCACAGGCCAAAUGAUUGCGCCAUCGCUCAACAUCACAGAACGCACCACGUCUGAGCUGGGGAAGGGGCCGGUGGCUCAGUUCAUCAAAAGCAAGGUUUGGAGCCUGGUCAGCACAACGCGUCGCUUUCUCCGAAAGGGUUACUCCACUGUCACAUUGCGUGAUGGAGACUUCUACUUCUGCUACUUCCUGUGGUUUGAAAAUGAAACGGGCUACAAGUUAGAGGCUGGGGACAUACCCAUCCUACCUGAUGACUCUGCCCCCAUCGGUAUGCUUGCGUGGGACUACUACAGCAGGAAGCUGCUGCGGUACUACAGUAAGAAUCACCAGGGCGAGGUGGUGAAGUGCUACGAGCUGCUGACAGUUCACCUGGGGGUCAUUCCCACCGAGAUCAUCCUCCAGCACUGCAGACAGCUGGCAAGCAAACUGUGGGAGCCUUCACGCAAUCCACUGCUGUAGACACACCCACACAUUUGAACAGAGGCACAGUAGCCAAGGUGCAUAUUAUUGCCUUAUUACUGCCAUGAAGUGCCACUCUCCAGAUAAACUGUAUCCCAUGUUCCGUGAUAUAUAUUCAGUAUGUGGUUAUGAAUCCUAUGAUAUGUUGACCUGAAGUGAUUUACUGGAAGCACUUAGGUUUAUGACUAGCGCAAUCGAACUCUGUUAUGCCCUAAUGCACUAUUUUGUUGUCUUGUAUAUAAAAUAUUGACAGUAUCACUCCUUAAUUAUUGUAGAUUGUAAUAUAUUCUCAUUUAUUACCUGUUUCCUGUUUAUAAGUAAUACUGUAGAUUGUAACACUUUUCUUCACUCUUUAAAAUUUGCAGCUGAUCUUUUUUUUUUUUUAAAUAAAUGCAGACACCGUC